Messenger RNA from Histoplasma capsulatum G186AR, 1734 nucleotides. RefSeq names its product palmitoyltransferase pfa3. The record is from RefSeq and is a predicted model, not a curated record. The coding region runs from base 1 to 1464 and encodes 487 amino acids. NCBI's taxonomy places the organism in Eukaryota, Fungi, Ascomycota, Eurotiomycetes, Onygenales, Ajellomycetaceae. The transcript is spliced from 3 exons.
AUGGAGGCGUUCUCCGCCCCAGCUCCCACGAGUCCUCCGCUUUCGCCUUCGAGGAGGAGGUGCCAGGAAGUUGCUCGAAGAUGUGAACGCCUAUGCUGUAAUAUGUUCAUAUAUUUCCCGUUGGCAUUCGUGUACGGACUUACGACAUGGUCUGUAUAUGUGGAAGCAAAGAUAGGAAUGCAACCAACAAAAAGCAGGUGGAUUGGUCCUGCAACAUCCGUUCUCGGAAUAAUCCUUUACAUCCUUUUAAAUUCUUCGUAUACGAUUGCUGUCUUCACAGAUCCGGGUUCUCCGUUGACGGGGCCUCGGACGAAUAGUCGCGGAAACCGACAUAUGUAUAGCUCUCUUCCCACGACGGAAACAUCCGGCUAUACAAACCUGACGGUGAGCUCGGCGGGUGGUAAAAGAUACUGCAAAAAGUUUUCUGCAACCUGGGUUUGGACAGAGAUAUUGAAUGAUACUCGGUAUAUCGAAUCAUUCGGUCCUGUCGCCAAUGUUCUCUUAGCCGUCAUAGCUGGCAUAAUGGGCCUGGUUUUAUCCGCAUUCACAGGUUGGCAUAUCAACCUUGCAGCACGAGGUUCCACAACGAUAGAAUGUUUAGAAAAGACUAGAUACCUCGCACCUAUCCGCAAAUCUUUUGAUCGCCAGAGGCAGAUAAGAGCGAGCCCCGUUAACGGGCAGAUCGACCACCGCCUUAGCCACACACUCCAUAGCUAUGGUCAUCAAUUCCUCGACGCACAUGCCAACGCUAUCCCUGGCGUGACUCGUGCGGAGGAAGGUGAAGAGCGAAGUUCGCCUACCAUUGCACCCCGUCAAUUCCAUCCCGAUCACGUACCAACAACAUAUGCCCAACACCAACAUUUAUCCCCCGCACAACAAUCCCUUUACCACUCCUAUGACGAGUUUGAACAUGCUCGUGAGAGAGCGCGAUAUGAUGAAUACUUAGAUGAACAAGACGGAGAAAAGCUCCCUCACGCAUUUGACCUCGGAUGGCGCCGCAACCUCAUACAUCUCUUCGGCGAAAACCCCUUGCUUUGGUUCCUGCCCAUAUGCAACACCACAGGCGACGGCUGGCAUUGGGAAGCAAGUUCCGAAUGGCUUGAAACAAAACAACGCAUAGAGAACAGGAGAAUACAACGGUGGCGCGGGCACCAGCCACUGGACCAACUGCAUCCACCUACUGCCCCGCAACCCCCACGAUCUGAAACAUGGCAAUCCUCUGGCGAUAUGUCAGCUGGAGGCUACAGCGAUGUCUCGCGGCGUCCAACCAAUAACGAAGAUUUUGACGAUAGAGGUACUCAUGUACAGCGUCCUGACACGGGGCUUUCGAUGAAAACGCUGCGGCCCAUGUCUCCCCGCCCCGGCGCGGAGGAGGUAGUUUCAGAAGACGACAGCACACCCCCUAGCCAGUCGAGUGGGCGAACUAGGAGUGAAGGCCAGGAUGAAUGGCACAAUUGGGACUAAUGCAUUGCUGGUUUAUUAUGUUUCAUUUAUAUAUUGAUGCUUUUCCUUGAAUGCUUGCUUGUAACUAUUUGUCGGGUGGGGAAGGAUGGCGUUCUAGACUGAUUUUUUUUCCAAUGCGUCAUGAAUAUUGAUGGUUUAAGCAAGUUUUUAUUUCUUUAUUCAUUUUCGUUGUGUAUCUCUUGACUGACUAUAUCUUUGAUCAUGGACCACACUGUAACUAUACAUACUAUUAGGAGCCGCAGAUUUUUAUGGCGACGGUUUCCUUACCGG